Messenger RNA from Strongyloides ratti, 990 nucleotides. RefSeq names its product DNA-(apurinic or apyrimidinic site) lyase. Lineage: Eukaryota; Metazoa; Nematoda; Chromadorea; Rhabditida; Strongyloididae. Gene Ontology annotation, molecular function: double-stranded DNA 3'-5' DNA exonuclease activity; endonuclease activity; phosphoric diester hydrolase activity. The record is from RefSeq and is a predicted model, not a curated record. Bases 1 to 990 code for a protein of 329 amino acids. The transcript has 2 exons. Gene Ontology annotation, biological process: base-excision repair. Gene Ontology annotation, cellular component: nucleus.
AUGUAUUCUUUUUGUAAAAAAAGAAUUCGUCGACGUAGAAAAAAAUCUUUGUCUAGUAAUUCAAAUUCUUUUAAUCAAAAUUUUUCAGAACAAAUUAAAAAAGAAAUGUCUAAAAGAAAAGUAGUAUCUGAAGGAUCAAAACUUUUUCCAAUAUUUGAUAAUGCUAAAAAAUCAAAAGCUACUACUAGUUUUCGUAAAUAUGCGAAUCCUGAAAACAAACUUAGAAUAUGUAGUUGGAAUGUUGCCAGUUUAAAGGCUAUUAUCAAGAAAGAUGGCAUAUCAGCAAUAAAAGGUCUCGAUGCCGAUAUUAUGUUUCUUCAGGAGACAAAAUGUACUGAGUUACCAAAAGAAAUUAAUGAUAUAGAGAUGUUUGGUUUUAAAAGAUUAUAUCCAGCAACUGUAAAGAAAGGUGGUUAUUCAGGAAUUUGUAUGUUAGCUCGCGAAGCACCAUCUUCUGUUGUACUAGGUAUUGGAAAUAAAGAAUUUGAUUCUGAAGGAAGAAUUAUUACUGCAGAGUAUCCGGAUUUUUAUGUAGUUGGUGUUUAUGUUCCAAAUUCUGGUGCUGAAUUGGUAAAUCUUUCUAAAAGAAAGGUAUGGGAAGAUUUACUUUUAGAAAAACUUAAGAAUUUGGAUGAAAAAAAACCUGUUAUUUAUGUUGGAGAUUUAAAUGUUGCUCAUCAAGCUAUUGAUUUGGCAAAACCUGACUCUAAUUACAACAAAACAGCUGGUUAUACACAACAAGAAAUAGAUGAUUUCUCACGUCUUCUUAAUUCUGGAUUUGUUGAUGUAUAUAGAAAAUUAUUUCCUGAUGAAACUGGAGCUUAUACUUAUUAUUCUUAUCGUUUCAAUUGUCGUGCCAAAGGUAUUGGUUGGAGGCUAGAUUACUUUGUCAUUUCUGAACGUAUCUUUGAUCGUGUUGAAGAAUGUAAAAUUUUUAAGAAUAUUGAAGGUAGUGAUCACUGUCCGAUUUCAUUAACAAUUGAUCUUUGA